Molecule: messenger RNA, 1773 nt
Organism: Fusarium fujikuroi IMI 58289
Lineage: Eukaryota; Fungi; Ascomycota; Sordariomycetes; Hypocreales; Nectriaceae
Product: related to tol protein
Exons: 3
Coding region: 1-1773 (590 amino acids)
Source: RefSeq, a predicted model, not a curated record
AUGGCCGAGUUGCACUGGAGCACGAACCAAUACAUUGGUGACCUGGAGAACAGCUGGGAGGCCAGAAAAGGGAACUUCAAUGAUGGUGAGACCAUCCAGAUUACAGCUCCAGCAGACUCGUUGUAUGGAGCCCAUGGCUUUGUGCCGCUUACCGAUGUCGAACCAGCAUCAUCUGAAAGAAACUACAGAGUGCUUCGAAAAUGGCUCUCUACCUGUAUAUCCAGCCAUCAAGGGUGCCGUGUAUCACACUCCAUGACAGAAAAGUCAACUCAGGAGACCACGGUGCUACCGACUAGAGUCGUCGAUAUAGGCGAUCUCAAAGAGCACCGGUCUAAGCCGCGGCUUUUUAUAUCGAAUAAGGCGUCAGGACAGUACAUUGCUCUGAGCCAUCGUUGGAGCAAAUCAAUUGUCACAAAACUGAAGGGUGAAAACCUCAGCCAAUACCAGAAAGAGCUCCCAGUGAAUGAUAUGCCGCCAACAUUUCAGGACGCUAUAGAAGUGACACGCCAACUUGGUUUCCGUUAUCUUUGGAUUGACUCGCUCUGCAUCAUACAAGACGACGAGCCUGAUUGGUCGAAAGAGUCCCAUAUGAUGGGGAGUAUCUUUGAAGAGGCUAGUUGCACUAUCGCUGCUGUCGAUUCCGUGGACGACAAUGGGGUCGACCACGGUUUGUUCUUACCACGAGACACUAAUUCUCCUUCAGUCAAACUCACAAUUCCCUACAAUAAAGAACCUCUCAGCAAGCUAUCCCAACGAGUAUUCAAAACCCAUGCGGCAGUCUAUGUCUGGAAGAUGCGAUGGUUAAGGGAAAUACCAACCAAGAAAAUUUGUGACAAAAACACUAUCACGAUUCGUCCACGCAUUGUGUCGUCCCGGAGACGUAUUCCACGGUCCAACUGGCAUAAAAGGGGCUGGGUAUUGCAGGAGAGGUGCCUCUCUCGACGGCUGAUAUAUUAUACCAAGAGUAAGCUCUCCUGGUCUUGCUUUACCCAAAGUGGCGAGGAGGAGGGCGGUGAUCCCCAAGAGGCUGACAGGAUCCCUCUGAUUCCGCUGCGGAGAGAAAGUGAUGAUUCACUAUUCAACAUUUGGCAGGGUAUUGUUUCAGAUUACCAAGGCUGCCAGCUGACGUUUAGCAAAGACAGGCUGGCCGCUGUUGCUGGUAUUUCUGCUCGGUUAGAAGCCAAGUUUCCGUGCAAGAUCUACGCCGGAAUCCUGUUCCACUCACCUGGCGACGCCGCGGAGAAUUUGCUCUGGUAUGCCAGUAAGACACCUCUGCGGACCUUUAACGAGUUCCACGCGCCAUCAUGGGCCUGGGUUGCUUUUAAUGGCGAGAUAUCGUUCUUCAUGCCAACACCACGUGGAGCUGGCGAGCUUUUGGUAGACAGGCUAGACUUCAAGAUUCGUAAUCAGUGCGAGUCGGUGGACCCAUCAAAAGAUUGCAAAGGAACUUGUGUGUCUGGGAGUGUUUCUUUUGAAGGUCCGGCCGGAAAACUUACUCGGGGAGGCAAGCUGAAGGAUUUAAAAGUUGCGGGAGGUCCAGUCGAUCCGAUUAACGAACGAAAGAUCCUGGCUAAGAUCCUAGGCCAUUCUCUUAUGCCAGGUAUGGCGAUACCGCGGUUUGACGAAUUGGGAAGCAUGGUUCGAAUGCCAUAUAACUUGCCAGUGCCAGAUCACACAGAGAUACUGAAAGAUGAAUGCGGCUGCAUCAUCGGAUUUUUCAUACCGGACCUUGAGGAAGAGCUUGAGCAAGCCACAGUUGAGACUUAUGGCUGA